Messenger RNA from Calliphora vicina (urban bluebottle blowfly), 4585 nucleotides. RefSeq names its product Phospholipase D (gene Pld). Gene Ontology annotation, molecular function: D-type glycerophospholipase activity; phosphatidylinositol binding. Gene Ontology annotation, cellular component: intracellular membrane-bounded organelle. Gene Ontology annotation, biological process: phospholipid catabolic process; regulation of vesicle-mediated transport; phosphatidic acid biosynthetic process. The transcript has 10 exons. Bases 263 to 4213 code for a protein of 1316 amino acids. NCBI's taxonomy places the organism in Eukaryota, Metazoa, Arthropoda, Insecta, Diptera, Calliphoridae. The record is from RefSeq and is a predicted model, not a curated record.
UGACGUGUUCUUCACAUGCGUUUUUCUUCUUUUUUUUUUUGUCUUUUCUGUUAAUGUGAUGUGCAAUUGUUGUUACUGUUUAAAAAAUAACGCUUAAAUAAAUCAGCCACAGUCAUCAGCGUACAUUAAGAAGUGAAAUUUUUAUUGUUUUUUUGGCCAAAACAUAAAACCGUUAAGCCAUUUAAACCAAAAAAAUAAAAUAAAACUAUGUAAAAGUAUUAAGAAAUUUUUGAGUGAAAAAUAAAAAGAAAUAAUUUAAAGAAUGGCCACAAAUAAUAAUAAUGAUGACGAUAAUGAUGAUGGCUGCCGCCUGCGCGAUUUGCCGCGUCAUAGACGCAGCAUUUCUCAGCUUAUUUACAACUUAGCAGAUCAUGAUUCUAGCGAACGUAAUGAAGGCAUAACAAAUCUUGGCUACCAAUACGAUGAAUUAAACUACAACUAUCUGUACGGUCAAUUUGACGUAAACGCUAACGCUGCUAACAUGGCGGAAAAUAAUACUCUACAACUACCAGCUACGUCGUCAAAUAAAACCUUUGAAACUUCUGAAAAUACAAGUACUGUAGGAAGUGGCCACAAUAUGGAGGAACAUGAUCAUUCCGGUUGCUUGCCGGAUUUUCAGUUUUCUAUGAUAGAGGCGGAAUAUGAUGAGGGUUUGAUAAUACCCGAUUCUAUAACGAUUUUGUCGUCGGUGGGUGAUAAGCCAGUGUUGGUGGAACGCAAGGAAUGCACCGAUGAUGAUGAGUUCGAUGAGGAUGAUGUGGAGUUGAGGCGCUUAACAGUGAUACCAUUUACUCGACUCUAUGCACCCAGUAUUAAGUUUACCUCGUUUCAACGUAAAGUCUUUAUGCCGGGCAUAGAGAUACAAGUGCGUUUCAUAGAUACCGAGAGAAGUGUGACCACACAUUUGCUAAAUCCCAAUUUAUACACCAUCGAACUUACCCAUGGCCCAUUUAGCUGGAUCAUCAAAAGACGCUAUAAACAUUUCAGUACCUUACACCAACAACUCAGCAUUUUUCGCACCUCCCUCAAUAUCCCAUUCCCAAUGCGCAGUCAUAAGGAGAAACGGGCCACCAUUAAAAAUGCUGCUUUACAAAUGGCCGAUGAAAAUCGCAUCAAAGAAUUACAAAAAUCUGCCAGCUUUAAAACUUCCACACCCAAUGGUCAUGCUGUGACGCCACGCACAGCUGGUUCCUCCAGUAUGGCAGCCGUGGCGGCUCUACAAAAUAAUAAUGUCAAUCCGAUGCUAGAUGAUACGGGACGUGGUAGUACGCGCAAGAAGCGUAAAAAACGUAAAUUACCACGUUUUCCUCAGAGACCGGAAUCUUUGGUGACAGUGGAGGCUAUGCCGGAGCGUAUUCAGCAAUUGGAGGAUUAUUUGUAUAAUCUGUUGAAUAUCAGUUUGUAUCGGAAUCAUCAUGAGACGCUCAACUUUGUCGAAGUCUCCAAUGUUUCCUUUGUCGAUGGCCUGGGCGUAAAGGGAAAAGAAGGCGCCAUAUUAAAACGUACCGGUUCUACACGACCCGGCCAGGCUGGCUGUAAUUUCUUUGGUUGCUUUCAGCAAAAGUGCUGUGUGCGUUGCAAUUAUUUCUGUUCCGAUGUUGUGUGUGGCUCAUGGCGUAGCAGAUGGUUUUUCGUCAAGGAAACCUGCUUCGGCUACAUACGACCGUCGGAUGGUGUUAUACGUGCUGUGAUAUUAUUUGAUACGGGUUUUGAUGUCUCCACCGGCAUCUAUCAGACGGGCAUGCGUAAGGGCCUGCAGAUCUUAACCAACAACCGCCACAUAGUUAUGAAAUGCUGGACGAAACGGAAAUGUAAAGAAUGGAAUGAUUAUCUAAAACAAACAGCCAAUACCACAGCUCGAGAUUUUACCAUGCCCAAUCCUCACAACUCGUAUGCUCCAGAGAGAUCGGAUAUAACGGCUCAAUGGUUUGUGGAUGGUUCGUCGUAUAUGUCAGCCGUGGCUGAUGCUUUGGAGGCUGCUAAGGAGGAGAUUUAUAUUACGGAUUGGUGGCUGAGUCCGGAAAUCUAUAUGAAAAGACCGGCCAUAGAUGGUGACUACUGGCGUUUGGAUAAGAUAUUGCUGAGAAAGGCCAAGGAGGGGGUUAAAGUGUUUGUUUUGCUGUUUAAGGAGGUGGAAAUGGCUUUGGGUAUUAAUAGUUAUUACAGCAAGCAGAGGCUAGUUAAUUUGCAUGAAAAUAUUAAGGUCAUGCGCCAUCCGGAUCAUGCCAAAGUGGGAGUAUUCUUUUGGGCACAUCAUGAGAAAAUUGUGGUGGUGGAUCAAACUUAUGCCUUUUUGGGUGGUGUGGACUUGUGUUAUGGGCGCUGGGAUGAUUACCGACAUCGUUUGACCGAUCUGGGCAGUAUUUCUACCUCUUCAGCCUCCGGCAGCACACGACGCCCCGGAGGUUUCUUCAAUCGUGAAGAGGUAGACUCUGCCUUUGGCUCUAGCAAAUCUUCACGUAAUAUUAAUGAAGAAUUGCAAAAAAACGAACAAGAGCUACACAAAGCACAAAAUGAAGCUUCAACUAAAGAUAGACUACAGCUGCCCGUCCUAAUACCAGGCGAGAAACUAAUGAUACCCAAUGUAAAUUCUCCCCAAAGUGAUAGCAUUGAUUUGGAAGGUCUUAAGCUAAACACACCCGAAAUGGAGCGUAAAAACAUGUUGAAAAAUCUUAAGGACAAUGCCGUCAAGAAGGGCAAAGACCUUGUCAAUCGUCUAGCCAUGAAUGAGGGUGACAAAACUCCCGACAUCAUAAAAGAUCCCAAACAAUUGGUAUUUACCAUACCAGAAAUUGAGGAGGGGCGCAAGGGUGGCUUAGAGGAUCCCACACCUUUUCAGACACAAGUCCUAGAUGAUUAUUAUGGUCAGGCCAAGUACUGGUUUGGCAAAGACUACUCCAAUUUCAUCAUGAAAGAUUGGAUGAAUUUGGAUGCUCCCUUUGUGGAUAUGAUUGAUCGCGCCACUACACCACGUAUGCCCUGGCAUGAUGUGGCCAUCUGUGUGGUGGGCGCCUCGGCCCGAGAUGUGGCCCGACAUUUUAUACAACGUUGGAAUGCCAUGAAACUGGAAAAGACCCGGGAGAAUCACUCGUUUCCCUAUUUAAUGCCAAAGAGUUAUCAACACAUAAAACUAAAUCCCAAUAUAGUGCUAAAGCACACCCAUCGUGUUUCCUGCCAACUGCUGCGCAGUGUUUCUUCAUGGAGUUGUGGUUUCAUUGAACAGGAUCUAGUCGAACAGAGUAUACACGAUGCCUACAUACAGACCAUCACCAAGGCCCAGCAUUAUAUCUAUAUAGAGAAUCAAUUCUUUAUAACCAUGCAGCUGGGCGCAGCGGCUAGUCUGGGUCAAGUACGCAAUCAAAUAGGUGAAGCUUUGUUUAAGAGGAUAGUAAGGGCCCAUAGAGAACGUAAAACAUUCCGGGUUUAUGUGAUAAUGCCGCUACUACCGGGCUUUGAGGGUGAAGUGGGUGGCAGUAGUGGCAUAGCUGUGCGGGCCAUUACUCACUGGAAUUAUUCUUCUAUAUCAAGAGGUCGCUCGGCCAUUUUGGUGCGUCUGAAAGAGGUGGGCAUUGACAAUCCUGGAGAAUACAUAUCAUUCCAUGCCUUGCGUACUCAUUCCCAACUAAACAAUGUUCCUAUAACCGAAUUAAUCUAUGUACAUUCCAAACUGCUCAUAGCCGACGAUCGUGUUGUCAUUUGCGGUUCGGCCAACAUCAAUGAUCGUUCGAUGAUUGGCAAACGAGACUCGGAAAUCGCAGCCAUUAUAACAGACAAUGAAUUUGAAGAUGGACGUAUGAAUGGCAAGAAAUAUCCCAGUGGAGUGUUUGCGGGAAGAUUAAGGAAGUUUUUGUUCAAAGAACAUUUAGGUCUGCUAGAUCCCGAUGCGGAACGCAUGCCCAUCGAUAUUACCGAUCCUGUGGUGGAUCAAUUUUGGCAUGGCAUGUGGAAACGCAUUUCCACACGCAACACGGAAAUUUACGAUGAAGUUUUCAGAUGCAUACCAAACGAUAAAGUGAAAUCCUUUGCUAAUUUAAGAAAAUAUCAAGAAGAAACGCCGCCCUUAUGUAAAACCGAUCCAGAUAUGGCCAGUAAACGCAUAAUGAAUAUUCAGGGUAACCUAGUUGAUUUGCCUUUAGAUUUCUUAAACAGAGAAGUUCUUACUCCUCCCAGUACCAGUAGGGAGGGCCUUAUACCCACCUCCGUUUGGACAUAGUUUGUUUUAUAUUAUAGUUUUUAUAAUUGUUAUUAAUUUAUUUAGAUUUAAGCUUAAUUAAGUAUUUUAAAAGUUUUUAAAACGUAAAUUAACGAGUGCUACAAAUCGAGUCACAUAAAGUUUAUUUUUUCUUCUAUGUAAUUAAACCCUUGUGUUCCCCAGAAUGUUUAUAUUUUUUUAAAAAAGAGAUAUUUAAACAGUAUUUGUUAAGUGAAUGCAAAAUAUUCAUAUAUAUUUUUUAAAAAAUAUUUAAUUAUUAAUUUUAAUAGCUAAAUAUUUGUGUUUGUAUAAAAAAUGUAUUUUUAUAUAUUACAUUAUGAUGUAUUUUAUAAGUUUAUAUAGGUUUAUAUGUAAUAAAUUAUUUGAAUGUAA